GCCUGGAUGCUGAGGGGGCGACGGAGGCUGAGGCGACGACGGCGGCUGAGGCGACGACGACGACGACGACGACGGUUGAGGCGACGGGGCCCGGGCCCGGAAAAGCACCUCUCAGGGGUGCUUCACUGGAAGAGGCUUUCCAGAAACACAGUGGGGACUCACAGGUUCGAACACUGGAGUGCAGGCCCCUGCUGAAGUGAGGCCCUUCCCUGAGGUGGAGAAUGGCUUCAGCCCUGGCUUCCCUGGACCAAGAGGGGCUCCUGAUUGUGAAGGUGGAGAGGGACUAUAUGUGGAAGGAGGACACCGUCCCCCUGGAGGAUGACAUCGCCCCGGAGAGGUUCCACGAGCGCUUCAGGCAGUUCUGCUACCAAGAGGUGGCUGGCCCGCGAGAGGCCCUCAGCCGGCUCCGGGAACUCUGUCGCCUGUGGCUGAGGCCCGAGAUGCACACAAAGGAGCAGAUCUUGGAACUGCUGGUUCUGGAACAGUUCCUGACCGUCUUACCCAGGGAGAUCCAGAACUGGGUGCGGGAACGCCAUCCGGAGAGCGGAGAGGAGGCGGUGGCGAUGGUGGAGGAUUUGCAGAGAGACCCCAGGAGACUGAGGCAGCAGGUUACACUCCGCCGGCAGGGUCAGCAGGGGCUCCUGGAAGGUGCAGAGUCUCUCAACUUGCCGCCGAAGGAAGAGGAGCAGCGCGCGAGGGCGAACCAGGAAAAGGGGCUGUGGAGCCCACAGUCUGAGCCACGAGAGCCAUCAAGCCCUAAGGAGGUGCAGUCAAGCCUUGAGGAGGAGCUUCAGCCCCUGCGGGAGAGAGUUUCUCCUACUCCUCGGGUUCCUAGCCUUUCCCGAAAGGGGAGCACCAGAGACCGGGAUAUGGCCGUCGCACUCCUGACGUAUGACUCCCAGAGAUCCAAGAAGUACGAGAACACAAGCAUGUCCCACACCCAGGAAAGGCAGAACCAUCUGGUUCCUCCCCGAAGAAACCUCCACCGACACCUCAAGCAGGAAAAUUAUGGGAGUAUAAGCUCACUGGGAUUUGGCAUUUCCAAGCCUGACAUCUCUGGGCUAAAGCCAGGGGAAGAAGGAUUGGGUGACCUGGAUCUUCAGGGCUCCAAGGAUAAGGACAUCCUGAGAGGCUCCUGUCCUGAGGAGCAGGAAGAGACCGAAAGCGAAGCUCCAACACGGCGGGAAGAAACAAACUGGAAAGACCAGGAGUCCGAGGCAUGGAAAGAUGAGAAGGUCACAGGCAUGCACUGGGACUCGGAGGAAAUUAAGACUUUACUUGCCAUUCUCAGCGAGCCUCAGUUUUACGAAAUCAUCCGGAUCUGCCACCAAAACAGCCAGGUGUACGGGGCCGUGGCAGAGCGGCUGCAGGAGUACGGCUUCCUCCGGACACCGGAACAGUGUCAGGCCAAGUUCAAAGGCCUCCUAAAGAGCUACCGUAGAGCAAGGAGCGGCCAUGUGCUGGAGCCCUGCAUCUUCUAUGAUGAGAUGGACGCCUUGAUGAGCUCCUGGUCUCCCGUUCUCCCUACCGACGUCCUAGAGGAGGGGAUGUCUCUCCCUUACUACGGAAUGGGCCACGCCGAGACGGACGAGCAGGAGCCCGGGGCCUGGGACCACGAGGUGGCCACAGCAGGGGUCUUGUCGGAAGAGUCCGACAGUGACGAGUUGGGCAUUGAAGAACCGGCCCAAGAGGAGGGUCCUUCAUCUCUGUUCCAAGGCUCCCGAGGUUUUGAGUUCGGGAAUGGUAUUAAGAAGAAUCCCAAGCAGGAAAUUUCUGACGAAGUGAAACUCCACGGGACAUUCCCAGGAAGACCCAAAAUGGAUGCUCCCCUGCAUCCCGAUUGGGAAAAAGCUUUUGAGAAUGAGUGCAGCUCAGGGUGGCAAUGGGAAAACCCCCAAGGAGAGAGGCAGCAGAGAUUGACACCUCAGGAGGAUUUAGAGAAAGUCCUAGGCUUUCAGUGGCCAUACCUGGGGGAGAGUUCCUUUGCGUAUCUCAAAUUUGGGAAGGGCUUUCCUCACAGCUCCCACCUCAUUACCCAUCAGCUAGCCCAUCAGAUAAAGAAUCCUCACACCUGUAGCGAAUGUGGGAAAAGCUUUGAUCUGAGCCGGAGCCUUAUUAGACACCAGAGGAUCCAUACGGGAGAGAAACCUUAUAAAUGUCUCGACUGUGGGAAGAGCUUCAGUCACAGCUCAAACUUGUGCGCCCAUCGGAGAAUACACACGGGGGAGAAACCCUAUAAAUGCGGCGAGUGUGGGAAAUGCUUCAAUCAGAGCUCAAGCCUUAUCGUGCACCGGAGAAUUCACACGGGAGAGAAGCCCUUUAAGUGUGCCGAGUGUGGGAAGUGUUUCAACCAGAGCUCAAGUCUUAUAGUGCACCAGAGAACCCACACCGGCGAGAGACCCUAUAAAUGCGGCGAGUGUGGGAAGAGCUUCAACAACAGCUCCCACUUCAGCGCCCACUGGAGAACCCACACGGGAGAGAAGCCCUAUGAAUGUCCCCAGUGCGGGAAAAGCUUUAAUAGAAGCUCUCACCUUACCAAACACUGGAGUAUCCACAGGAGAGAAAAGCUGCUGCUACAGCCCAGACCUAGUUACAACCCAGAGGACCUGCAGGGGAGUAGCGUGCUUUAAAGGCGUCAGGCCGGGGAAAACCAUUUUGGGGAAGCCCCCCCACCUUCCUCCUCCCAAAAUUCCUACUUAUCCUAUCAAAAUAGUCCAUCAGGUUUAGGAAAAAGAGUCUUUGGGGUUUUCCCUCCGCUUCCGUAGCAGCUAUUCUGCUCCUAGUAUAUCUCAAGCCAAAAUUCCCAAGGUGGACAGCCCAGGAGUAGGAAGACUGGGGUCCCACUUUGCAGCUCUGCCAGUGACUUGAUAAAUCGGGCCAUGACUCUCACAUCUGUCCCAGUUUCUCUGGGUCACAUGAGGAGAAGAUCGGAGCUGGGUGUUCCAUUUUGUGAUUCCUGUUUAGUGCUUGUUGCCCCAGCCAGGUGACUGACCGUGGGAGCUGGUUGCAGCAGCUCAGAGUCAGAAAAACGCAGGUUCAACAUGCUCCAGGGUUGGGCUCAAAAGAUGGGCGCCGAACUGGAGGGAGCAUGCCGAUGGCGACGCCAUCUCUUCCUCCCCCUGAGAAACCUCCUCUGUGAAAGAGUCCCGAAGGCCACGGUCUCCGCUAGGAUAUGGCCUGGACUCGCAUCCAGAUGUUUGAAAAAGUUAUGCAGAUACGACCAGUACAUUUGCAUCUUUAAAAAAAAAAUGUAUUUAAUUUUCAUUAAAUUUGCAUCAUUUUGCAUGUCCCUGCAUAAAUUACAUGCUUAAUUUUGAUGCAUUCCUAGAGUUUUUCCUUCUUAAUUCCUUCCCAUCCGUCCACUCACGUAGUAGGAGGACAGGCUUUCCGAGGCCCCAAGUAUAGGUCACUUCCCAGUCGAGGAGGGCCCUCCGAGGAUGGGCGAGGGCCGUCCUGUCAGGUUCAGACCUCUGAGCCGGUCCUGAAACUAAACUAGCCUGCUAGGGUUGAGGACUUGAAACGGGGGGCCGCCCAGCUCUAGAACGGAGCUGCCAGGCUCCCCGGAGGUUAGGCUUAAGUGAGACGAAGUUCAUCGAGCGUGCAGCUUCCCGUGCACCUUCUGAGGGCCUCCAGCCCCAGAGACUUGGCCAAGCCUCGUCUUCGCUAAAGACGAUGGGAUGGGGCAGGGCUAGUAGGAUUUACCGAGAAAGCUUAGGGCUACUACGGACUUAUUACUUUAUCCGCCAACCCCCAGCGGAAGAGGCCUGCUUUCCAAGCUCUCAGAUAGGGCAGGACUACUGUUAGGCCAGAGGGGCCAGAAGAGGAGUCGUCAGCGGAAGUCAGGAAGCCUUCGUGUAAAAGGAAACAUCACCCAUCUCAUAGGCGAGGGAAACCUCCAACUGGGGGACCUGGGCGGGAGUGGCCUACAGAACCAGAAAGCCAUAUUUUCUUUCCCAUUUUGGCCACUUAACCCAGAAACCAGGUCCAGCGGCCUGAAAACUGGAGCCCAGGAUGAAGGUGGUUCACCCUUCCCGCACCUCUAAUCCCACUCGCUCUGCCUCUUUCUUCCUCUCAGAGCACCCCGCUCAGACGCCUAACACUCCCACACGCAAACAGUAACCCACGGACAGGCACAGUUUCACGUUGGUGGAGACGGGCACGGUCUUCGGACACAACCAGGAAAAAAGACACAAGGGGCACUGGGCAGCCUCACUGAUACAAUGCAUGGGUGUCCACGCGGUUUCAUUUAUUGGGCCAAAAUGGUUGAUUGCCUCAGGGGCACUUCCACCGGGGCAUUCCAAAUUCCAAUUGGAUUAUGGACGGGCUCAGUGCUACCCAACAGCCCUGACUCCACUAUAAUGCAUUCUGGAAGCAGAAGUCUUUCCUUCAAUACUGUCAGUCUUUAGAAAGUGAGCGAAGCGGGAAAAUAGUUCUCAUUAUAUAGUAUGGGGUACUAGAUUAUGUUGCCCCAGUGUUGAGGACUUGUAGUCCUAUUGACUUGGAAUCUGAGCCCAGUGCCUUGCCCGUCAGAAUUCAGAAAGAAAACGGAGUGGAAGCUUCCAGUGGACAACCAGGAAGGAGAUGUCUACCCCUCCACCAAAGUGCCACAUUGUAGCAGACCCAGAAGGAAUACGGAGCAGAAGGUGGGAGAGCUGGGGGAAAAGGAGAUCCACCAGUGGCAUUAACUGAUCCGGACCAGGUCAUUUUCAUGUUUCAGAGAAGCCACUGUCCCAUUCAAGUUUUAAAUUUGAAAAAAAAAAAUGCAUUUUUUUUUUACCAUAAUCCUUUUGACUCAUCACAAUUUCAAAAGGAUAUUUUCAGCUGAAGCCCUAGCCGUGGCUCUCAGGUUCUGGUCCUUCUCUCCUAAGUGCCCCCAGGAAGCAGGGGAACCCACUAAUUUGUAUUUUGCCCCUUUUAAAAGAGAUAUUUUCAGCUGAAGCCCUAGCCAUGGCUCUCAGGUUCUGGUCCUUCUCUCCUAAGUGCCCCCAGGAAGCAGGGGAACCCACUAAUUUGUAUUUUGCCCCUUUUAAAAGAGAUAUUUUCAGCUGAAGCCCUAGCCAUGGCUCUCAGGUUCUGGUCCUUCUCUCCUAAGUGCCCCCAGGAAGCAGGGGAACCCACUAAUUUGUAUUUUGCCCCUUUUAAAAGAGAUAUUUUCAACUGAAGCCCUAGCAGUGGCUCUCAGGUUCUGGUCCUCCUCUCCUAGGUGCCCCCGGGAAGCAGGGGAACCCACUAAUUCGUAUUUUGCCCCUUUUAAAAGAGAUAUUUUCAACUGAAGCCCUAGCAGUGGCUCUCAGGUUCUGGUCCUUCUCUCCUAAGUGCCCCCGGGAAGCAGGGGAACCCACUAAUUCGUAUUGUGCCCCAAGUUCUGCACAGCUUUAAGCUGGCUGUGCUCUGCACGGGGACAGCCGGGAAUACACUACAUACGUCUGAACAGACUGGAACACGUAGAUCCGUCCGUUCAGACCGGUGCACAAGCACCGGACGGAGCUAACUAGGGGAUGGUGAAGAGUUUAGGUAGGCCUAGUAGCAAUCAGGGCAGCUGCAACAACUCCUCUCUACACAUGAGGUGGACUGCAGCUGAUUAAGGGCACCAGAAGUGAGAAGGGGAACUGAUACACAAUGCCAACUUCUAAAGAAUCCCGAGAAUUGAAGCCCAAGCCGCAACUGGAAAAGCCCUGGUAAAUCUAGGAAAGGGUUGAAGCGAACCAGUAGAUUGUGUGUUUAUCAAGGGCAGGGAUCACCUGCUAGAUUUCCGUCUGCCCUCCCGAGUCCCCGGAACAAGGUUCCGCAUGCCACAAAUGCUGUUGAGGAGGAGGACUUUUAGCUCCUCUAAAAGUCGUCCCGUGGUAAGUAACAACCCCGAGAGAAAUGGCUCUGGGGACGGCUGAACAAACACUCCCUUUCUGAAGAGCCCGGCCGGAAGGUUUGAAUCGCUCCCGUCGCAGAAAGCUUUCCUCCCCUUUGAUUAGCUGCUGAGUUCUCGCCUCUUGCCGGGUUUUACUACGGAGAGCUGGUCUUUCCUGGGAAAUUGAAUCCAACCCUUCAGGUUGGGAACGUCAUCCCCUUCCGGGCGCUAGGCACUGGGACAACUGCCGACUCGGGAAACUAGAAAGGAGGACAAGAGGAGGUGAGAGAGGUUGGUCCCAUCCGAGGGUAGGCCGAAAGGUGGGGGCGAGUUCCGUGGGAAGCCCCAAGUCGGGAGGGAAAGGUUCGCUCCAAGCUAGGAAACGGGGAGGAAAGUUUGCAGUCGAGGUGAAUUCCUGGGGACCGAAGGACUCGGAUCUACUUAUUUUGAAUCCACCCUAGCACUUAGCACGGUGCCUGGCACUGUGGUUACCGGAUACGGUUUCCGUUACUACGAUUAUUAACUGAGAUGGGAAGCUGGGAGAUCCCAGCCCAAGGUAAAUGCUGGACGAUUUAAUGGCUGGAAAAAUACCUCAUGCUGGAGUAGGGCAGCUUCCCCUCCUUGGCCGCGUCCACCAAGGACACCUCUCCCGAACAGGACAGAACUGCUCGUACAUUCCACUCAGAAGUUCAAACUCUAUCGGUUUUCCUUGUUUCUUGUUUUGUUUCGUUUUAACCUUCCCUCUUGUUUCAGGUGUAAUAAGUGUAUUGAAAAGACAAAGGAAUGAGUGAGGUUGGACGUAGAAAGUGACAUGGAGGAGAAUAGGGCGUAAGCGGGAAAGGAAGGGGCCGUUAAAGGGCCUUCGGUGGGCCCAGCUUUCUAAUCAACUUACCCUGCCGGACCAAUUACCUUGCAAAGAGUAGAAGAAAUGGAUCAGCAUUGCCCCUUUUCACCUCUUCCACCUCCCAAGGUGAAGUUCACCCCCAGGAGCGGCAUCUUUUGACCAAAGGACGACUGUGUAUCCCGUAGGAGAGUUGAAUACGCUCCAGGUCAGUAAAGUGACUCCGGGGAGUGGCUGCCCCUCUCACCCUCUACCUCUCGCUCCGGACCCCGAGCCUACCCACGCCACCCACCUAGAGUGAGGCCAGGACACCCCGGAGGUGUGGAGUUCAGCUGGAGGAAACAUGGACACCCACACGUCCCACGCUCGCUUGUGCCGGUCAGCAAGGAGUGGCAAAAACCGCAGGGAGUGGUUUUCCGACUUUCCUCCAGCUCCCGCUUCGAGGAAACGCGGUGGCGAGGUAGGGGGCACUUGGAAAGCCUUAGGAAAGCUCAUCGCUCAUCUGCAUUCUGUCUCUGCUCUUCUGGGGGGGGGUCUCUACGCCCUCGAUUUCAACCCAUCCACCCCGCCGGCCCAACCUGUGACCCCGUUCCUCCCCUCCAUCUCAUUCUUGUAAUUAUUCUAUCUAUCUAUGUGUGUGUUGAUGUAAGUUAGUCUUAACUCCCCUAUUAGAUUGUAAACUCCCCGAGGGCAGAAACCAUGUCUAUUCUUUAAAAUGUAUCCCUAGUGCCUGGUUCAAUGCUAUGCAUCCUGUGGGCACUCAAUAAAGACUUGUUUGACUUGA
Messenger RNA from Tachyglossus aculeatus (Australian echidna), 7470 nucleotides. Its product is annotated as zinc finger and SCAN domain-containing protein 29-like. The transcript is spliced from 7 exons. Lineage: Eukaryota; Metazoa; Chordata; Mammalia; Monotremata; Tachyglossidae. The record is from RefSeq and is a predicted model, not a curated record. The coding region runs from base 222 to 2630 and encodes 802 amino acids. Gene Ontology annotation, biological process: regulation of DNA-templated transcription.